UUUUUUUUCAGUGAAAACGUUGGUGUUAACCUGAUUAACUUGAAACUUAACUUGAAAAAACAAUAUGUAAAUUCUAUGAGUUUCUCUGUUUCAAAUAUUCGGCCGAAAACAAUGUCGAUGAUUCAAUAAUAAUUAACCUAAAAUAAAAAAAUUUGUGAUCGUUCGAUUUUUUGGAGCUUUUAAUUGUUGGGAUUAACUAUGUUAAUGGUAUCCAGAAAAGGAAAGAAGAGGUUUUGGUUUCUGCUUUCUCUUAAUUUUAUGGGAACACAUAGAGUUAACGGUGACUGAAAAUACAUUGAAAGAAACGGAGGGAUUUUAAUGCGUACCUGCGAACUAAAAGUGUAGCUAUUGGUUAUAUUUAGCGGACAAUACUUCAUUUUAAGAGAAGCAUCUCGCAAGGUUUACUAUAAAGUCAUUCGAUGCAGUAUUUGCAAACUGCCCUUAUUAAUCAUAUAGAAUAGAAAUGUUUCUGACGGAAACUUUGGCCCCUUUUGGCACUGAAUUCAAUACACCCGUUAAAGUUCCACGGGUUUCAAUAUGUGGCUAUGUUUCCAAGAUGAGAAUCUCAAAACCGAGAUGCAGUAGUGAAAUUUGACCUCUGAUGGACCACUGGGACUUAGUUACUAUGUUACUUGGCAACGAAAGUGGAGAAAAGUCCAAAGAACCGAACUACGGAGAUUUUUUCCCGUAGAAACUUAUUGAAUGUUUAUCGUACCGAUAUAGGCACAGCUUCCUUUAAGAAAUGCACUUAACAACAAAUAUUUGAUCAAAUAAAAUUAAAUCACAUUAAUACAAGGCCGCAGUAUUUGGCAAAAUGAACGAAGUAUGUUAAUUGUUUAUUAACAGUAGUACAUUAAAGUACACUCUAUCGAUUUAUGCAUAAUGAAACGAAGCGUAGACGGCAGAAACGAGAUGAAGGAAGAGAUUGACGAGCAGCAGGAUCUGUUGCAACCCCAACAACCGCAACAAGAAACAGCAGACCAACAACUAGAUCAGCAACAGCAGGCAAACCAGUCUCAAAUGCGUUUCUUAAAUGCUAAUGUCGUACAGCAAUUACAACAGCAGCAUCAGGUGGUCCAACAGCAGCAGCAGCAGCAGCAAGAUAUUCAGCAGCAGCAGCAGCAGCAGCAGCAACAUCAGCAACAGCAGCAGCAGCAGCAGCAGCAGCAGCAUAUUCAGCAGCAGCAGCAGCAGCAGCAGCAACAUCAGCAACAGCAGCAGCAGCAGCAGCAGCAGCAGCAGCAGCAGCAAGCUCAACAACAGCAGCCACAAGUCAUUACUUUGCAACAGUUGCAAAAUUUUGUGCCUUUACAAACCCAACAACAACAUGACCAACAGAGAGCACAGACUAUUUCGGUGCAAGCUUUGCCCCAACAAUUUUUACAAAGUGCACAGCUGGUUGGUGCAAGCCAAGCGCAAGCAGCGCUUCAGCAACAUCAACAGCAACAAUCGCAGCAGCAACAGACUCAGCACCAGCAGCAGCCACAGCAACAACACGUGGGCUACAGCAUAAUUCCGCAGAUGCAAACGGUGAACAUCGACGGCCAGGAGGCCCUUUUUAUACCUUCUUCGGCGAUGUCCAGUGGCCAUCACCAGGGUCAACCGACAAUGCAAUUUGCUACUGCGGGCGGUCAACAAGUGCAACUCGCAAGCCAGCAAGUGCAACUGCCUAAUGGUCAGACCGUUCUCACCCCACAGCCCGUUAGUCUGAUUCGUGCACCGAGUGUCUUCCCAACGUCGAUUAUUCAGAAUCUUGGAGGACAGACCGUUCAGCUUCCAUCAGGGCAGAGUGUUCAAGUUCGACCACUUCAGUUCCCGGUGCAACACGUACAGCAAACUGUCCCUGUACAAGUUCCAGUAACUGCUGGAAAUGGACAGACGGUGUACCAGACGGUGCAUUUUCCUGUCCAAGCACUCUCCGGUGUCUUCAACAUGUCUACUACUCAAAUGAUACCUCAGAUUACGCAGCAAAUACCACAAAUGGCGCAGAUCAUCACCCCCAACGGUCAGAUUCAACAGGUACAAAUUGCCAAUCUUCCACAACUUCAGGGUUUACAGGGUCAACAAGUGGCGCAACAACAGGCGCACCAGCAAGUAGUGCAACAAGUUGCUCAACAGCAGCCGCAGCAGCAGGUCCUGCAAUCGGUGCAGCAGCAACAACAGCAAGUGGUGCAGACUCAAACGCAGCAGCAGCAGCAGCAGCAGCAGCAGCAGCAGCAGCAGCAGCAGCAGCAGCAACAGCAACAGCAACAGCAGCAACAGCAGCAGCAGCAGCAGGCUGUGCAACAAGUGAUGCAACAACAGCAGCAACAAGUUCCACAAGUUCAACAGAGUCAACAGCCCUCGUCCUCCACUCCGGCACCAACCGUGUCAACUUGGAGUACAACAGUUUCAGCUCCGAGCAACGUUCAGGUUGUCGGAAUCGGAUCUCUGAGUAGAUCGGUAGGAGGGAGCGCGAGUGUGUUAACAACGAAGGAUGGCCAAAAAAUAGAUGUACAAACGUUAUCGGCUUUAACGAGGCCGCCCGAAGCAGUGGAAGGUGAUAUUAAACUGACCAGCAUAGACGCCAGUCAAUUGACUAGCGGUCAAGUUAUUCAUAUUGCUCCCCAACCGACCCAGUCCGCUAUGCAGCCUAUCACGAUUACCGGAGCUCAGGGCCAGCAGCUCACCCUGAUCCCCGCCUCGGCUUUGCCGAACCUGGCCACCCAGCAGGGUGGCAUGGUGCGGGGAGUGAACGUCGGGGGCGGAGGUGGGAUCGUGCAGUUCCAACCGGGAAUGGGCACGGCCAACGGUUUCCUGCACUCGAUUCCGGUGCAGAACAUCCCGGGUCUGGGUAACGUCCAAGUGAUCCCGGCGAGCGCGCUGCAGCCCGCCACCGUCCAGACGCUGCCCACCGGGGCGGGUGCGUCCAUCGUGGCCGGUCCGGCCGUCCACCUGGACUCGGCCGACCCGACCAAGUGGCAGAUCCUCCAGACCGUGCAGUCGAACGGGCCGAUGCCGGCCGCGGCGGCGACGGCGCCCUCCACCAUGCAGCACCAGGCCAACGCCCAGGCCAACUCGACCGAGAUGGACUCCAGCAAGCAGCAUCGCAGGCGAGUCGCCUGCACCUGCCCGAACUGCGGGGACGGAGACAGGAACAGAGAUAUGACUCGCAAGCGACAGCACGUGUGUCAUAUAGCAGGUUGCAACAAAGUGUACGGGAAGACGAGUCACUUGCGCGCUCACCUACGAUGGCAUACCGGUGAACGUCCCUUUGUGUGCAGCUGGAUAUUCUGCGGGAAGAAGUUCACGAGAUCGGACGAGCUGCAACGUCACCGCAGGACCCAUACCGGCGAGAAGAGAUUUCAGUGUCCUGAGUGCACCAAGAAAUUCAUGCGCUCCGAUCACUUGACCAAGCACAUAAAAACACACACCAAGAUACGCAGCACGGAGGCAGCUACGUCUACACAAGAAGGCUCUUCUGACAGUCAAUCAUCUAACGAAGAAAAGAUCAUGAUUACUAUUCACAAGGAAGUAGAGCAAACAGAACUUAUAAUUGCCGAUCAGAUAGAGGGAUUAGAAACUCAAACGGUGAAUCAUGUGGCAAACGAAUGAAAUAAGAUUAUACCUGCCAUUUAAACAUUUAAUUGCAACCAAAAUGAUUGGACUGAGAAGUGGGUAUUUGCUUAUGAAAUGGAUAGAGCCAUAGGUACAUGUUACAAUUAAUGCGUGAAUCACCAAGGGCAAGAGAUAUGUGAGAGAUUGAAAAAACUAUUUCCAGAGAUAUCAUUGUCAUAAAGUAAGGUGUAUGAUAUAUAUAUUUUUCUAGGAUGCCUGUAAAAAUGUACAUAUAUACAUAUAUACAUAUAUACAUAUACAUAUACAUAUACAUAUACAUAUACAUAUACAUAUACAUAUACAUAUAUAUAUAUAUAUAUUGUAUAUCGAUCUAAAGAGUUUUACACUAAAAGAGACUUUUUAACAAUCAUCAACCUUGCACUUAGGGAUGUUUCUUAGUUUUUUCAUCUCUGGACGGUGAGGGAUUCGCUUUUGUUAACGUAUCAAAUAAUAUCCACACCAUGUGAACCGAAAGAGACAUAGAAGAUAAUAACAAACAUGAGAUGGUCAAGCUGUUAACUGCAGGAAUAAGUUACAAUUGGUUAAGAAAUGUGAUAUAAGAAAUGUUAAGUUUGAGGAGAGAGUAAGUGAGUGGGUGAGAGGGUGUACGAAUGAGAGAGAAAUACCUUUCCGUUUUGGACUGCUGUUUUGGACUGCUGAAAAGUGAACCCCAUUUUAAGUAGGAAGAAAUAUUAAGAGUUCAUGAUCGUAGCAGUCAUGUUCCUUCAUAAGGCCCUAAUAACUGUAGCCAGAAAGUAGUGAAUGAUCUUUGCGCCACUUGCGUAAAGUAUCCGAAGCUUAAUAGAGACGAUUAAUACAGAUAGCGAGACCAAUUGUUUUUGCCCAAUUUUGGCAAAAUGCGUUUUAUCGCUUCUUACCAUGCAAUGGGCGCGUGAUCUAAACACAUUUGGUACGUGUCAUGCUCGAUGUGUGUCCGACAAUUUAGAAAAGUAGAAACAAGCGUUUAAGUCUGGAUCAAGUGAAAUUUGAUGAAAUUGCAGUUCUCAACACAGAUAAUUCAUGGUUUAAAUCAUUUACAAUUUAAUUUUCCUGUCGUAUACGACUAAUUUUUCAUUAUCCCGAUUUAUUUUGAGUUUAUUAUUGAUAUAUCAUAAAACAUACAAGAUACAAAAAAAAUAUAUUGAGACGAAAAAACAUGCAUUAUCCAAAAGGCGAUCGACUUUUUCUCGAAACUUAACGUCUUACAAAUUAGGUAAUGUCAUUCACGGUAGAAGAAAUAUUUAAUAAUUUUAUACAGGGUACGCUACGUUUUUAAAACUAAUUACUCGGAAACCUAUUACAGAAGGUCCAUAUUAUUUGAAUAAAUAUCUGCCAGUCUGCACUGGGCAUUACAACCUCAUCAAAGUUUAUCGAACCGAAGACUCGAACGUCUGACCCUAUUCUCUUUAUUAAACGACUCACGGACUUGCUCGAACGGGAAAUGAGAAAAGGGUUUGAGAAAAUGAAAUACUAGCGAUUAUCGCUUUACGCCAAAGUGACAACUACGGAUCGCAUUGGCAAUGUUGUUAAGUAUCGAUUUGGGAUUUGUCCCUGGAUAUUUGCUUGCGUACUUAAUUGCGCUCUGUCCUCUUUCUUUGUUUCGUUUUCUCAUUGUCAUCCAACUUCCGAGCAGGAUUUUGAGCUACCAGAGAAAUCCAGAUCCCAGAGAUUGAUAUCGUUCUACGCAAUAGUAACAACUAUGGAUUACGUAGCGCCGGCAACAUCGUCUUGUAUCGAUUUGAGCUUUGACAAACUAAAGUUAAACUUGUAA
Molecule: messenger RNA, 5368 nt
Organism: Orussus abietinus
Lineage: Eukaryota; Metazoa; Arthropoda; Insecta; Hymenoptera; Orussidae
Product: transcription factor SPT20 homolog
Exons: 11
Coding region: 883-3594 (903 amino acids)
Biological process (GO): regulation of transcription by RNA polymerase II
Molecular function (GO): RNA polymerase II cis-regulatory region sequence-specific DNA binding; DNA-binding transcription factor activity, RNA polymerase II-specific
Source: RefSeq, a predicted model, not a curated record